Messenger RNA from Calidris pugnax (ruff), 5185 nucleotides. It is a transcript of the gene CGGBP1, whose product is annotated as CGG triplet repeat binding protein 1. Gene Ontology annotation, molecular function: double-stranded DNA binding. The transcript has 2 exons. NCBI's taxonomy places the organism in Eukaryota, Metazoa, Chordata, Aves, Charadriiformes, Scolopacidae. Gene Ontology annotation, cellular component: nucleus. Gene Ontology annotation, biological process: regulation of transcription by RNA polymerase II. The record is from RefSeq and is a predicted model, not a curated record. The coding region runs from base 157 to 660 and encodes 167 amino acids.
CUUCCGCGGCCGCCAGGGUGGGUCGGUCCGUCUGGCUGCGGCGCUGGCGGCGCGGCGGCCCUCGGCACGGCGGCGGCGCGGAGGAGAAGCGGCAGCGGGGCGCGGGGAGGCUGAGCGGCCGGAGCGGCUUUCAGGUAAAGUUUAUUAAAGGCAGCAAUGGAACGAUUUGGAGUGAAGUCUGCUCCAUCACGUAACCGCUCGAAGACUGCUUUGUAUGUAACUCCUCAGGAUCGUGUAACUGAGUUUGGCAGUGAGCUGCACGAAGAUGGAGGAAAACUCUUUUGUACCUCCUGCAACGUGGUUCUGAAUCACGUUCGCAAGUCUGCCAUCAAUGACCACCUCAAGUCUAAAACACACACAAAGCGAAAGGCAGAGUUUGAGGAACAGAACGUCAGGAAGAAGCAAAGGACUCUGACUGCCUCCCUUCAGUGCAACAGUACUGCCCAGACAGAGAAAACCAGCGUCAUCCAGGACUUUGUGAAAAUGUGCCUGGAAGCUAAUAUUCCACUGGAGAAGGCUGAUCAUCCAUCUGUGCGAGCCUUCCUGUCCCGCUACGUCAAGAAUGGCAGUUCGAUACCUAAGUCAGACCAGCUAAGGAAAGCAUACCUGCCUGAUGGGUAUGACAAUGAGAACCAACUCAUCAAUACUGAAGACCGUUGAGAAGAAAACUGUUUUCAUCAUUGUUGUGAAGUUUUACAUAUUGAUGGUGUGGUUUAUUUUUAUAUUCAUGCAUAUAUACAGUGUUACAUAUUGGUUUUACAAGAUAUUUUGUAUUAUUGUAGAAAUGACAAUCUAUUUCUGAACUUAGUGGUAUGCCACAGACUGUUGCUAACCCUGCUGUAGACUUCAGAGCUACACUGAUGUAGAACUCGUGAUGAAUGUAGGGGACAUACCUGGCAUACCUUUUAUCUACGUUCAGUCCAGCUGUAACUGACGCUAAGAAAAAGGCAUUUGGAUGGAGGACCUCACCUACCUAAAUAUACGAGGAAGAUGAUGCGAUAGGGAUUGUUAAUCAUGUCAGUGGAUUGCUUUGUCCAGUACCCUGUCCAUGAGCAACCAAGAAGAAGUGCUGCACAUUUGAAAUGCCAGAAGUUGUAGAAUGGUUAGUUAAAAUAUAACUGCUCUGUUGGGGGAGGAUUAUUGCAAAUAAUCAAGUUCAUUUCAAUCAAGUCACAUUGCACAUAUUCAAGUUCAGUUUAUGUUCUAAAACGGAAAACCUUUUUCUUCUAAAAUACUCUUAUCCUAUUUGAAGCAACUGUGGAUGUUUUCAUUAUCUAGCUUAAUUAGCCAGUCUCUUAUUUUGACCUCUGAACUCCACUAUUAUCACAAAGUUAGGAGUUCUGCAGGUUUACCAUGCCCACUCUUUUAAUUCAGUUGUUUCAUUGCCUCGGUUUAACAUGUCCCCUUCAGUUUCAGUGCCAACCUUUGAAAGUUGAGUAGACAAACCAGUAACUAAGUGUGGUUUGCAGUGCAGCUGCUGGGAAGUGAAACUUUUACUGGGCCUAGGUCUUAGAAGAGACGAUUAAUGCCUUUUUCUUACUAGCAGGACAAAGGAUGCUAAAUCUAAACUGGGAGUUGGGGGGCACUAAAUUGCAGAGUUCAGAAGGCUUUUUUUACAGUGCACAGGAGAAGAGGAUCCCCCAUCUUUCCCUGAGGGUCCUCUAUAUCUCUGGCCUUGUCCUCAGCCUUUUAAUCAAAGGAGGUAAAGCGAUUAAAAUAGUUUCCAAAGUAGUUGCUGCAAAAGCUAUUCAAUACCUGUAAGCACAAACAGGAAAAUUAAAGCUAUACGGGAAUUACAGACCCAGGCCAUAUUUCUUUCUCUGUAUCAAGGCCACAUCUACUGGACUAGCAAAAAGUAAAGUGGGAAAGUGCAGAAUUUCAAUAACAUUACCCUCUCCGAAAUCUAGUAAGCGAUUACUGAGCUAAUGCAAGUUAUUAUGCCAAAUAGCCCCCUUGAUGCAAAUGCUCAAUAAAGAUUUUGAAUUAAAUGAGGGAGGACUGUGCAAAGUGCUGGAAUACAUCCUACUUCUGCUUGCUGUCAAUUUCCUUGGGAUGCUUUGGGUUCAGGGAGGUGCCAAGUGUCUUCUAGCAGCACAGAAAUCCUCUGCUCUGUGGAUAGGAUGGUGUAAGCAUGCUUUAACUCCUUUGGGUGGAGCCAGUUGUUCAGUUCAGCUUCUUUUCUCCAGUAGAUCUCAGUAUUUUUUUUAUUCCAGAUAUUUAGGGCAAUACUAAGUAAUUGCUAAAAGGAGACAAAAUAACUCAUUUUUUUUUUCUGUAGCUAUUUCCCUAGCUAUUUCUAGAGCAGUCUCUUUUGCUGGAUUGAGAGAGACUUACAUACUUAGUAACAACUGGUUUUGGUGCAAUCAGCUUCUACAGAAAUGCACUUGGGUUAUAUUAUAAACUUGUCUUGUAGGCUUCUGCUAUGAGAUCUGUUUGAGUAAAGGGACAAAACUAAGAAGGCUUCCUAUCCAUCUGUACCAGUACUCGAGUCCUCGGUAUGUUGCCGCACCUUUGGUCCUUGUUGAAGCCAGAGGGACUCCCAUGCCAUCAUAGCAAUCCUGUCAAUGAUAUUGGUUGCUGGUUUAGAACUUCAGACAGAAAUGACAGCAGUAAUUUCUUUUCUCUAAUCCUAGUUAUCAACAUAUGCCUUCCAAAAUAUCAUUUGCUGUUGCACAGGCUUGGGUUUAGCUUAAGAUCAUGAACUGCCUUGAACUACAACUGUUUUAUAAAUCUUCUUAAGCCAAGUGAAAGGGACACUGCCAAUAGCCUUUUCUGUCCUGAUAAUAAUUGAACGUGUUCUUUUACAGCUGCUGUUUCAUUACAGUGAAACAACAUCCUCGCUUUAAUUUUAUUUUUUUAACCUUGUGAAUGCAAUCUUAGAAUUGAAGCAAAUGGAAAACAAUGGAGUUAUCGAGAAAACAGGCUUCCAUUAAGCAAAAGCAUCUAGAGAAGAUGGUAUGAUUAAAUGGUAUGAAUUUGGGCAAGUUAGCUCAGUUCUUGCUAACAUGGGGUUUCACAGGCUGCGCCCCAUAACCAUUUUAUAUAAGAAUUAACGCUGUAUGUCUUUCCCUUGACUGGCAAGCUGACAAACAUUUUUAAAAGCUUAAUGGUAACAUUAAAUAUGCUCUCGUACAACUGAAAAAAAAAAUAAUAAUCAAGUUACUUUCAUUUAUACGGCUUUACAUAAAAAUAAAAGCAGCAUCAACAGCUUUUGUUAAAAAGAUAAAACGAGCCAUUUUGAGUAAGGCAAAGCAAUAUUAGAACACUUAAGUUCUCAAAAGCUUACUCUACUUAUAAAGCAAUCUGUGUACAGAGCCUCAAUUUACAGAAUUAACACAAUUCUGAACAUAUUUUCGGUGAUUAUUCUAGUACCAAUUUAUUUUUUAAGGAGAAUUACUGCAGAGGGUACAAACCUGGUGAGGAACCUUAUCAGUGCAGCCAUAGGCUAAAAACUCACAAAAAUUUGGAAGCAAAAACUGGUCAACAGGAUUUUGAAUGGAACUGACAGCAGAUUGUAGGACACUAGUGUCUUAAUAAAGGGAAAACUGUUAAAAAAACCCCACACAACUUUUUUCAAGCUUUUUGAAAAUUCAAGAUGCUGAUCCAUUGCAACAACCAUUCAUAAUGGAGUAAAACGAUGAAAAAUAAAGCACUUCCAAGUAACCUAGAAACAAUAAUGAGUAAGUAAGUUUAUAUUCAUGGGCAUAACCCAGAUCAUCAACAAGACACACUUAUUUUCUUUAAAAGUAAAAAUGGUUCCAGUCAGUCUGGGAACAGAGUCCUGCAAACACUUAAGUUCAGAGCAUAACUUUGCUGGUGUGGCUAUAGCUGGAUAAAGCAUAACCUUGGUUUAAUUGCUAUUGAUCUUAGGAAAGUUUUGCAGCAGAAGUUUCUGGUGUACCUAAGUAAUAACAAAUCCCUAGAACAGAGGCUGUGGCUAAGUUGUUUAACAGUCUUCAUGGGGUUUUCCUUUUUUGUCUGCAAGAACAUUGCAUUAUUUUUCCAUGUAUUUCCUAUAAAGAGUAUACUCUCAGAAGUUAAGGGACGGUAAUAACGUCUGCUUUUCAUUUUGCAUACAUAUGUAGGGACAAGCUAUACGGAAUACUUGUUGCUAGGUGGUUUUAUUAAUACAUUUUAAACUGUAAUUGAAAAAAAGAAAGAGAAAGAAAAAGAAGAAAUAUUUUCUUCUCUGACCAUGUACUUGUAUUAAUUUAGCCAACUCAGAGCUAAAAUUACUCCAAAGUGCUUUUCUUGGAACAACACUUUCAAAGAGUAAAAUACAAACAGGAACAUUCUCUGUUUCGUGACUACUUACAUAUAUGCAUCAUUUUAGUUUCAGCUUGCAUGUUCUUGAAACAGCAUAAGCAAGUUCUAAUAUUUUUAAGCAUUUUCAAGCCUAUAAUUUGGCAGGUCCCUAGAGGAGGUGAAACAUUCACCAUAAUGAAAGGGAAAGCUGUUUUUCAAUUGAGAGAGAAACUUGGUUCUGCAAAGUAUGGGAUAUUCUCAUGAUAGAAGGACUAUUUUUAGCCAGAGCCCCUUUUAGCGAUUCUGUUGAACUGAACAGUGAAAUGGUCCCUGCUAGGUUUUGCAGCAUAAUGAGCUGGUUUUCAGGAAAAAGAAAAAAAAAAAAAAGAAAAAAAAGAAUAAAAAAGCUGGAAGUUUGGCAAGGAUGAUCUCUAUUUAUAUUUACAUAUAAAGAGAGGCAAGACUCACUGUUGUUGUGUUCACAUUGUACUCACUGCUAACUCUUUGUGUAAUUUGAGUGCUUGUUGUCUUUGUACAAUUUUAAGGUUGUGUCUAACUUUCAAAAUAAAUUGUUUUUAACAAAGCUUCUCUUUGUAAUAAUGCUAUUAGAGAUUGCUCUCUUUUGGGCUAGUGAAGAUGCUUUAUUUUUGAUUUGGUGGUAAAGAUGUUUUGCUGAUGGUAAGUGGCCACAGAAACGGCUUUAUUUAAAAAAAGCGAUGAACUUACAAUUAGAUACUGGAGUGAGACUGAAAAUACCUGUGUCCUGCAGUGCCACAAGACUUCCCGUUAGAACAGUAAUAUCAGAGUAAGUGAUUUAAGUUUUUAUAUUAAAAUAUUAAUGAAAAAGAAAUACUUUACUUUGUAAAGUUUUCACUCAGUAAUGGAAAAAUGGUCCUUUUUUAAAAAAAUAAAUAAAUAAACAAAUUCCUUUUUCAUAGAA